This is a messenger RNA of Aspergillus tubingensis, 477 nucleotides long. RefSeq names its product PLAC8 family protein. Bases 1 to 477 code for a protein of 158 amino acids. The transcript is spliced from 3 exons. The record is from RefSeq and is a predicted model, not a curated record. Lineage: Eukaryota; Fungi; Ascomycota; Eurotiomycetes; Eurotiales; Aspergillaceae.
AUGGCAGACGCAGAGAAGGUUUACCGAGCUCACCCCAGAGACCUACCGACCUAUGAUCAAGCCACGUCAGAUGAGCUUCGCAGGAUCACCCAGAACACUAGCUGGAACUAUUCUCUCUUUGACUGUUGUUCCCCAGGCACAUUAUGCUUGACCAGCUGCUGCCUCCCAUGCCUUGCCUUCGGCAAAACGCAAUCACGACUUCGUGACCCGACACUGCAGAGCUACGAAUCGAUUAACGGUGAUUGUCUGAUCUGGUUCUUCCUCAGCCUUGGUCUUUCUCAGUGGAUCUACCAGACUAUCAGAAGAGGCGAACUGCGCAACAAGUACGGAAUUGAGGGAUCCUGCUGCGGCGAUUGCUGUGUGAGCAUGUGCUGUGGCUGCUGCGCACUCAUUCAAGAAGAAAAGGAGGCUGAAAUACGUACCAGACCUCAGGUUACAGGGUACCAAAUGGCACCUCAGAUGGCGUAUCCUCAAUAA